Physella acuta is the source of this 1549-nucleotide messenger RNA. Its product is annotated as arginine kinase Oct f 2. Gene Ontology annotation, molecular function: creatine kinase activity. Lineage: Eukaryota; Metazoa; Mollusca; Gastropoda; Physidae. Gene Ontology annotation, biological process: phosphocreatine biosynthetic process. The record is from RefSeq and is a predicted model, not a curated record.
AUCUACUAAUAAAGACGUGCGCCUAAACAAAAAUGUGCUCAUGUUUAGGGGGGCAAGGCGACCCUGAAAAUCUCCAGAAACUGCUCAAAUUUGACGUGCGGAACGCCCACUCCCUUCUGGCCAAACACUUCACCACGGAUGUCCUCAACGACCUCAAGCGGAAGAAGACCAAGUUCGGCGGCACGUUGGCCCACUGUGUCCGGGCCGGAUGUCUUUGUCCGGAGGAGACCGUGGGGUUUCUGGCCUGUGACCCCGACGCCUACACGACCUUCAACUCGCUCAUUGACCCGAUACUCUUGGAAUAUAACAACCUGACUCAACUCAAACACCCGAAGCCAGCGUUCGUCAGUGAGGAGAGCCUGGAGUUUGAUUUCUUGGACACUUCCGGUCAGUUCGUCCAGUCAACACAGCUGACCAUCAUGAGGAACUUCAAGGACUUGCCGUUUGCUUCUCUCAUGAAGAGGGAGCACAGGUCUGAAGUGGAGAAGAGAUGCAUCUGUUGUCUGUCCCUGAUCACUGGAAACCUGAUUGGAUACCACUACACGAUCGGCCAGAUCAACCCCGAGGUCAAGGACGUCCUGGAACCGUACGGUCUCGUCAUCAAGGAGACCAGCGAGUUCCACAGAACGGCCGGCGCCUACCGCAUGUGGCCCGCCUCCCGCGGUAUGUACUACAGCGAGAGCGGCCAGUGGGUGGCCUGGAUCAACGCCGACGACCACCUGCGGCUGACCACCUUCGCCAAGGACAGCAACCUCAAGGAGCUGUACCGCAGGCUCGUCGAGGUCAUGAAGUUGUCCUUCACUAAGUUCGGCAGCGUUUACAACGCGCAUUUCGCCAAACAAGAGGGAUAUGGAUACUUGACCUUCUGCCCUAGCAACCUGGGCACUGCCAUGAGGGCAUCUGUCCACAUCAGGAUCCCAUACCUGUCUCAGUCUCCAGACUUUCACCACUUUAUAAACAAGCUGAACAUGGACGUGCGAGGCAUUGACGGCGAACACACCGAGUCACGUGAUGGGGUCUUCGACAUCUCCAACAAACGGCGGCUGGGGUUGACUGAGCUCGAGCUGCUGAAGGAGUUCAAGGACGGAGUCUUGAAGGUCAUCGAGGAGGAGAAGAAACUCAGCGAAGAGUAGACUAUCCCAAGGUUACAACACCAGUGGGGUCAAGGUCGCGGUUUGGAACGUUGAGUGGGGGUGUAUUAAGGUCACAGUGGGGAAUAGAGUAUCUCAAGGUCACAUCUGGGGGGUUAUAAUAUGAGUAAAAUGCAGGUCAGGGACGUGUCAAGGUCACAUGUAGAGGAGAUUUUGGACAUUUCAAGGUCAUUCAUGGGCAAGUUGGACAGCACACGAGUGAAAUUUACCUUGACAUUUACUUGACUAUACCAGUACAGCUUUUUAUACAAAUAUAUAAUUUACCUCGGAAAAUAUUUACGAAUAAUUUACCCUUUAGUGAUAAAGUUUACCUUUGUUAGGUGGGCGGGGAUGGCGUAGUAACGUAUGGAAAUAAUUGAUGUUUUUAUAUAAUGGCUUAUCUAUACAAUAAACUGGUG